Molecule: messenger RNA, 1425 nt
Organism: Polypterus senegalus (gray bichir)
Lineage: Eukaryota; Metazoa; Chordata; Cladistia; Polypteriformes; Polypteridae
Product: sialic acid-binding Ig-like lectin 14
Exons: 8
Coding region: 1-1425 (474 amino acids)
Biological process (GO): cell-cell adhesion
Cellular component (GO): cell-cell junction
Molecular function (GO): cell adhesion molecule binding
Source: RefSeq, a predicted model, not a curated record
AUGAUGCUGUCACUUUUUUUUGGCAAAUGUACAACUGAUGCAGUUACUAUACCAGUAAUUCAACCAACUCACGUUUAUGUGGAACUUGGAACAGCAGCUGUACUGCUUUGUUAUUUUAACUGCUCAUGUCCUGGUAAAGCAUAUGGAAGUUUCCAAACAUCAAAGAGGAAAGAAUAUGCAAAUAUAACAUGCAUAUCAGUGGGGCAAAUAAGGACCUGUGAAUCCAAAAGUAUUAUUGUCAAUACCACAUUGAAUGAUGAAAAUGUUUAUAGAUGUCAAGUGAAAAUACCAGGUGAAAAUACUUCUUUUGAAGGUGAAGGAUCAGGAACCAAGCUUAUAAUCUAUGCUGAGCCUUCGUCCUUGGAAAUACAAGAAGCCAAGCCUCUAGUGGAAGGCACACCAUCCAAUCUUACUUGCCUUGUCAGAGGAAAGCAUCUACCCAAUGUCACAUUCAGUUGGUUCAGGACCGAACCACGUGAGCUCACAAGCAUACCGAUUUUCACAAGCCUUAGUGAAAUUCAAAGUGUAUACAGCUUCACUCCAAGUAUAAAUGACCACAGGACUGCCUAUUGGUGUCAGGUCUCUCACCCACUGUUUAAAAGGAGCAUCAUGCAGAAAAUAUCAUUAGAUGUCAAAUAUGGACCGCAGACUCUGAAUGUGACAUCUUUAAAAAGGUUUGGCAAUCUAAAUGACUCAUGGAAAUCCUUGGAGAUUCCCAAACACUCCCACACUGAGUUGUUGUGCUCAGCCGAUGGUAAUCCUGAGCCUUCAGUUAUGUGGUUUCAUGAAAAAGAAGGCUAUAUAAACUCUACCAAGUCUCAUGUGGGGAGUGAUGGGCAUAUUUUGGUCAUAGAACACAUGACAAAAGAGAAUGAAGGCUUCUACAGAUGUGUCGCAAACAACAGUUAUGGCACAAUUAAUGUGACUAUCUACAUACGGGCAGUUGAAGGUAACCAUUCACUUGCAAUUUGUUUGAUUAUCAUUGCCAUUUCCAGUGUGCUUCAGAUUAUGGCCUUUAUGUUUGUAUCAUCUACAGUAGUAUGCAUUUCACCCUUGCCUGUUACUAGACUGACAUCUGACUGUUACCCUUCAUCUAGUGAAUGGAGGCAACAGGUGAAGCUGAAGAGACAUAUCUCUGACCAUUUGACUGUCAGCAAUGGCUCCUUUGAAGUCUGUGUGCUGUCUCCACUGCUCUUCCAGUAUAUCAACGACUGCACCUCUGCCCAUCAGUCUGUAAAACUCAUGGAGUUUGAAAAUGACACAGCCCUCAUUGGGCUUAUCUCUAAUCGAGAUGACUGCAAGUGGAGGCAGAAGUCUAUUCCAGAAGCAUCAAAUGUAAGGAGGGAAUUGACACUGGAUGGAUCUCUAGGCAGUACAGAAAAUGCAAGAAAUAUUAAAGAAAGCAAAAGCAAUUUAGAAAAGUAA